ACCCACACCGGCCCUUUCUGGAUAAGAUUGAGGACCCCUGAUCUAGGAGGUCUCUCAUCAAGGGACAACGAAACCUAACCUUAUUUACCUUUGGUCAUCUGACAGAAGUGUAUUUCUGGGUGGUGUGACUGCUGAAUGUUUGGGGCUUUAUUAAUCAAAGAGUUAUUCUUAUAUGUGUGUUCUUAUAUCAUUAUGGCCCAAGAUAAAAAUAUAGUUGUGUUUUAGUAUCUGUCGUACAAAUUUUUCAUUUUGGCCAAGAUGCACAAUAGCAUCAUUAGGCCACUAACAUUUUCAUUUCAGUAGAUUAAAACCCCAUGCAAUUGAUAUGCAUUUUCAAAAAGAGGGUUUCACUAACAUGUUAUAUUGCAUUAGGAAAAUUUAAAGUAUUUUCUCAUUGGCUUUGAGUCCAGAGGCUUUGUUGUACCUGGCUAUAAGAACAAAGUUGUUGACCCCACAUUUGGACAUCAAUGAGAAAGUGUGAGAAGGCAAUGGAAAACAACUUGAAAGCAAUUUGGAUUAAAUGCUUAGCCAAGGGUACAAUGGCAAAGCACCAUCAGGGAACCUAACCUAAAACCUCAAAUUUGGCCAUCAUGCUAUGCUGCUGCCCCAGCGUAUCGCCUGAACAUAGUUUAAAGGGGACAUGAACAUUGUUGCUUUUUGGCCAACUGUUCUGUACAAUCACUUUUUUGAACAUUGUUUUUUUUUUGUUUGAAAUCACAUGUCCCAUGGUUUCGGUCUAGCUAAAAGAAAGUUUAUUCAGCUGGUACUGUAGCUGUUACAAACUGGUUUGUGCCAGUAGCUGUGUUACAUACUCAACUUCUUGCUGUUUGCUAAGCAGUAGCCACAAUCUGGGCCAAGCACAGACAUUGUAAUGGUAGGUAACGAGUUACAUAAUGUGGUUAUUCACAGAUUUGUUCCUCGUUCAAGGUCAAUCACCCUUCACCAGUGGGUUGAGGUUACCUCUGGUGCAUCUCUUUUUAUUCUUAAGAAACCGAAGUGAUACUUUUGGUUUCUUCAACAUAUUUCCUCUUUAACUUCUGCAUUUAUCACUUCCCGACUUUUUAAAGUAAAACAGUGUAUAAAUAGAGGACGACUGUCCUCGCACUCUCUAUUUGUAAUCCCUCUGUAAACUCACCUGCUAUUCAUUGAAACAUGGAAGAAAACUAUAGCCACACUGAAAUAAUUCUCUCUGAUCUGGACCACAAGAAUGAGGAAUUCUUCUCAGAAACCCCUUCGUGGGCCAGGGAGAAGAGUACCAUUGUCACCCACAGAAUGACCCGGCUCCUGCUGGCCGUGCUCUGCCUCAUCCUGCUGUGUGGCCUCACUGCUCUUGGAGUCCUCUAUGUUGAGAAAAGCAACAUGCUGGGCUCCCUGAAGGCCCAGAAUUCCUCCGCCUCCUUGUUCUCAUUGGAACCACAGAUGGCAGAGAAACAUACAAAAAUGUCAGAUUUUCUAAAGGCUCAAAACAGGAAUCUCUCUGCCUCCCUGGCCUCUGUACUACAGAAACUAGCGGAGAAAAACAGCAUUGUAGAUUCCCUGGAGGCUCAGAACAGGAACAUCACUGUGUCUCUUUCUUCUGUGGAACAAAAACUAACCAAGGAAAUUAGCGUUGCAAAUUCCCUGGAGGACCAGAACAGGAACCUCUCUGCCUCACUCUCCUCUCUGCAACAGAAUCUAGCAGAGAAAAACAGCAUUGUAGAUUCCCUGGAGGCUCAGAACAGGAACAUCACUGUGUCUCUUUCUUCUGUGGAACAAAAACUAAUCAAGGAAAUUAGCGUUUCAAAUUCCCUGGAGGACCAGAACAGGAACCUCUCUGCCUCACUCUCCUCUCUGCAACAGAAUCUAGCAGAGAAAAACAGCAUUGUAGAUUCCCUGGAGGCUCAGAACAGGAACAUCACUGUGUCUCUUUCUUCUGUGGAACAAAAACUAACCAAGGAAAUUAGCGUUUCAAAUUCCCUGGAGGACCAGAACAGGAACCUCUCUGCCUCACUCUCCUCUCUGCAACAGAAUCUAGCAGAAGCUGAGAGACAGUUGCAUGAACUGCAGACCAAUCACAGCGAUCUACUGAAAACUCUUUUGUCUUACAAAGAAAGCAGAGGCUACAGAGAGUGUGGCAGUGGCUGGAGGAAGUACAUGGGGCAGUGCUACUUUUUCUCCACUCAGAAAUUGAACUGGAUGCAAAGUUGUGAUUUUUGCAUGUCAAAGGGGGCUAAACUGGUAAUUAUCGACUUGGAGCAGGAACAGACAUUUCUGUCAUCCAUCAUUAGUGAGACACACUGGAUUGGGCUGAGUGAUCUGAGAACUGAAGGACAGUGGCACUGGGUGGAUGAUAUACCUCUCAGUCAGACAAAACAUCAGUUUUGGUACACAAGGCCAAAUGGGGAGCACGAGCCGGAUAACUGGACUGGGGGCGGAGAUCCGACUGGAGAAGACUGUGCAGCCAUUGGUGACAAGAGUGGAGUACUUGACAAAUGGUUUGAUGCAUCAUGCACUGAACAAAAAAGAUUUGUGUGUGAAAAGUGACUUUCACAUACUACUGAGCAAUGGAGACAGAUAUGCCUACAGAUUUACGUACACCAGUUAUAGGCUAGUAGGAAAUAUAUGGUAAAGACCGUUUCUCAUUUUGCUGUCAGCAUUGUAUCAGUGCUUAUGCUUGUGAUCAAAGUUCUUGGCCCAAAGACCAAUGGCUUUUCCUCUGGUAGUUGAAAGCUUAGUACCCAUUUGCAAUGAUAAUGGUUUGCUUUGUAGAAAUAUUUGCACCCCAAAUAGUAAGUAUAACCGAUGAUUACUUUUUUGUAUAAAUGUAAAAGGUAUUCCAGGAAAGAUUAGACAUUUUGGGAGGUGAUUUUCCAAAACAUAACUGGCAUUUGGACUCCAUUUGAGGACGAUCAUAUAAUUGUGGUGACUUUCAAAAGUGAUGAAACGCUGAUUAGACUCCUUUACCACUCGUGCACAGGGCUCUGAAAACGGGCACAUACAGGGAAUUAAAUACAUAAAGCAUAAACACAACUGCUAUCACAAUUAAGUGUUCAGAACACCACCUUAUAUGCUUCCCUAUUCUGCUGUGUCUGAAUCACAUGAGAGAAAGAUGUCAUUUGUCAAUUGCUUCACCACUAAAGACAUAGAUAAUGCCAAAAUAACAUUCAGGAAAUGCAUGACUUAAAAAAAAACAAACAAAAAAAACAAUAUUUAGACUUCAGAGAUUUUUAGAAACAUAUCCAGAAGUCAUGCAUUAACUUACAUGUUACUGUACCAGUGACCAUGGCUUGGAACAUGUGUGACAGGACAGGGCAUAAUGGCUUGUCGCAAUAGCAAAUGUACAGUAGAUACAUUAUUUGCUAACAGUAAUAAUAUUUACUGCGUAAUAUUUAUUUUUGAUUUAUUCCCAAUUGACUGCAUAGAGACAGAUCUGCCAGAGAAUUAUGUGAAUGUGAUACAUUAGAAAGGUACAAAUGCAAUCAUACUGUAACUUCUGCACUUCAGAUUAGCCUGGAGUUAACUUAUUUUUAUCAUAACUAUUAUUGUACAUCUAACAACCUGUGAAGCUUUCCAUACAAAUUAUCCUGCUAUUCCUGCCUUUUACAACUGUGGACAGAUGCCUAUCAAGUGAUGAACAGCUUAGUGCACACUACACAGGUGUAAAACAACUUAUUUACAGAGAGCUGUUGGGGAAAAAUUCAUCAGAGCUGGUCAAAAGGCCAGACUUGGGAUAGGCAGUUGUACCUGCAUGCUUUUUCUGGUAUGUCCUUUCAUACACUUAUAUAAACUGAAUUAUCGGCACUUGUGCA
Messenger RNA from Anguilla anguilla (European eel), 3788 nucleotides. Its product is annotated as asialoglycoprotein receptor 1-like. The transcript has 14 exons. The coding region runs from base 1153 to 2523 and encodes 456 amino acids. The record is from RefSeq and is a predicted model, not a curated record. NCBI's taxonomy places the organism in Eukaryota, Metazoa, Chordata, Actinopteri, Anguilliformes, Anguillidae.